This is a messenger RNA of Cavia porcellus (domestic guinea pig), 3318 nucleotides long. It is a transcript of the gene Gucy1b1, whose product is annotated as guanylate cyclase 1 soluble subunit beta 1. Gene Ontology annotation, cellular component: guanylate cyclase complex, soluble. Gene Ontology annotation, molecular function: heme binding; guanylate cyclase activity. The record is from RefSeq and is a predicted model, not a curated record. NCBI's taxonomy places the organism in Eukaryota, Metazoa, Chordata, Mammalia, Rodentia, Caviidae. Gene Ontology annotation, biological process: response to oxygen levels; cGMP biosynthetic process. The coding region runs from base 293 to 2152 and encodes 619 amino acids. The transcript is spliced from 14 exons.
GAGCUGGCCAGGCAGCGCCCUCGCAGAUCUAAUGCGGGCCUAGUCCUUGGCCCCAGCGGGAGGCGCCAGGCGCAGUGGGCGGAGACCGCAGGUCGCCUUCUCUGCCGCUUAUUGGCUGCGAACGGGACCGUGGAGCCCGGCCCCCUGCGGCUCGUCUCACCAUUGGCCGGACAAGGUGUCCUUCAGGGCGGGCCGCUCAGGCAGCAGCAACCUUAGCUCGUUGUCGCCGCCGCAGCCGCUGCGCGGUCCGCUCCGCCGCGCCCGGGUGGACGCUGCCUUCUCCGCGGACACCAUGUACGGGUUCGUGAACCACGCCCUGGAGCUUCUAGUGAUCCGCAACUACGGCCCCGAGGUGUGGGAGGACAUCAAAAAAGAGGCCCAGUUAGAUGAAGAAGGACAGUUCCUUGUCAGAAUAAUAUACGAUGAUUCCAAGACUUACGAUUUGGUGGCUGCUGCAAGCAAGGUUCUCAACCUCAAUGCAGGAGAAAUCCUUCAAAUGUUUGGGAAGAUGUUUUUUGUGUUCUGUCAAGAAUCUGGUUAUGAUACCAUCCUGCGCGUCCUGGGCUCUAAUGUCAGAGAAUUUCUCCAGAACCUCGAUGCCCUGCACGACCACCUGGCUACCAUCUACCCAGGCAUGCGCGCGCCUUCCUUUAGGUGCACGGACGCGGAGAAGGGCAAAGGGCUCAUUCUGCACUACUACUCGGAGAGGGAGGGGCUGCAGGACAUCGUCAUUGGAAUCAUCAAGACAGUUGCUCAGCAGAUCCACGGCACAGAAAUAGACAUGAAGGUGAUUCAGCAGAGAAAUGAAGAAUGCGAUCAUACUCAAUUUUUAAUUGAGGAGAAAGAGUCAAAAGAAGAGGAUUUUUAUGAAGAUCUUGACAGAUUUGAAGAAAACGGUACCCAGGAAUCACGCAUCAGCCCCUAUACCUUCUGCAAAGCUUUCCCUUUCCACAUCAUAUUUGACCGAGACCUCGUGGUCACACAGUGUGGCAAUGCCAUCUACAGGGUGCUGCCCCAGCUCCAGCCCGGGAAUUGCAGCCUUCUGUCUGUCUUCUCUCUGGUUCGUCCUCACAUCGAUAUCAGCUUCCACGGGAUCCUUUCACACAUCAACACUGUCUUCGUCUUGAGAAGCAAGGAGGGACUGCUGGACGUAGAGAAGCUAGAGUGUGAGGAUGAACUGACGGGGACAGAGAUCAGCUGCUUACGCCUCAAGGGUCAGAUGAUCUACUUACCUGAAGCAGACAGCCUUCUCUUUCUGUGUUCGCCAAGCGUGAUGAACCUGGACGAUCUGACUAGGAGGGGUCUGUACCUGAGUGAUAUCCCUCUUCAUGAUGCCACCCGAGACCUGGUCCUCCUGGGGGAGCAGUUCAGGGAGGAGUACAAGCUUACCCAGGAGUUGGAGAUCCUCACGGACAGGCUGCAGCUCACGCUGAGAGCCCUGGAGGAUGAGAAGAAAAAGACAGACACACUGCUGUAUUCUGUCCUUCCCCCGUCGGUUGCCAAUGAGCUGAGACAUAAGCGUCCGGUGCCUGCCAAAAGAUACGACAAUGUGACAAUCCUCUUCAGUGGCAUUGUGGGCUUUAAUGCCUUCUGUAGCAAGCAUGCAUCUGGAGAAGGGGCCAUGAAGAUUGUAAACCUUCUCAACGACCUGUACACCAGGUUCGACACGCUGACCGACUCUCGGAAGAACCCGUUUGUGUACAAGGUGGAGACCGUUGGGGACAAGUACAUGACAGUGAGUGGCUUGCCAGAGCCCUGCAUCCACCACGCCCGGUCCAUUUGCCACCUGGCUUUGGACAUGAUGGAAAUUGCUGGCCAAGUACAAGUGGAUGGCGAAUCGGUUCAGAUAACAAUAGGAAUCCACACAGGGGAAGUGGUGACAGGUGUCAUUGGACAGCGGAUGCCACGCUAUUGUCUUUUUGGAAAUACAGUCAACCUGACCAGCAGAACAGAAACCACAGGAGAGAAGGGGAAAAUAAACGUGUCCGAAUAUACAUACAGAUGUCUUAUGUCUCCGGAAAACUCAGAUCCACAAUUCCACCUGGAGCACAGAGGCCCAGUGUCCAUGAAGGGCAAGAAAGAACCGAUGCAAGUUUGGUUUCUCUCCAGAAAACUCACAGGAACAGAGGGAACAGACCAGGUGGAUGACUGAACCUCAGCUUGUGAGACAAGGAGAAUCUGGGACUGGGUUCGCCUCCUGCUGUCUCCUGAUCCACGGGACCUGAGGAGCACUUCCGCUCCGUGUGCAGAGGUCACUGUCCUCUUUUAGUUUCCCAGCAUUUCCCCUAGAUGGGUCUUGUGCUGUCCGUUACUUAACAUUAGCUCUGCUUUUGAGUAUUUCUGUGGUUUUGGUAUAUUAUCAGAAGUUUGGCUUCUAAUGUGGGUGUUGUGAACUUCGGUGUCUUCAGCUCUACUACAGAUUUUACCUAAACUGGGCAUCAGCAAGUAGUAGCCACCCAAUAAAUAUUUGUUGUAUUAAUUAAAAUAUUUGUGGAAUUGAAUGAAACUGAACAGUAUUUGGCACUAUAUAUAUGCAUAUAUAUAGUUUACCAAAUCUGCUUUAUGCUCCAUAUAUAUAUAUAUAUAUGUAUGUGUGUGUAUGUAUGUAUGUAUAUUUUAAUGACUAUAACAUAGAACAAAAUUUAUAUCAUGUUGGUGUAUAUCAUUAUAGAAGUCAUUUUCUAAAGAAUGAGUAAUAAGUUUUAGGGAAAAAAUACAAUUUAUUUUCAGAUGUUUGAAGAAUUGAUCUACCAUGCUAAGAACAGAGUGACUAUUUUGAAGUAUGCUAAUUUCCCUCUGGAAAUACUGAGUGUGCAUUUCUGUUACUAAAGUGUUUGGUUGCUGGUGCAGGUCACAGGGCAGCUGCAAUUCCACUCACUGGUCACCGACUGUGCCGUCUCCCUCGUGGCAAUCACUGUAGCGCCCACAGUUGUUUCGCAGUGAGCUGUUAAAUUAGCUCGGGCUACUGCUAGAACCCUCAGUCACACCCAAGAGGAAAGCUGUGCCUAGAGCCACUCUUCCUGGCUUUCCUUCCCAGAAAUUAGCUUGGGAAAAUGUGAUUGUAUCCAGGGCAUCACACUCAGAAAGCUAGUUUAAUUCCAGUGCAGAAUGCAUUCCUAUUGGAAUAAUUGGCCUGUUGUUCUACAGUUGUCUCUGGUAACUUAUUGAUACUUAGAUUUAUAAAAUAUACUGCAGACAUCCUUGUGUAAAAAUGCUUGUCUUUAAAUUUAGUAUUUCAUAUCAGUAUAUCAAUAUAUGUAUAAAUGUUCCAUGUUAAUGUAUAAAAGAAUCUGCAAUAAAUUAUUUUUUUCACUUGUC